This is a messenger RNA of Manduca sexta (tobacco hornworm), 1704 nucleotides long. RefSeq names its product aldehyde dehydrogenase X, mitochondrial. The record is from RefSeq and is a predicted model, not a curated record. Gene Ontology annotation, molecular function: aldehyde dehydrogenase (NAD+) activity. NCBI's taxonomy places the organism in Eukaryota, Metazoa, Arthropoda, Insecta, Lepidoptera, Sphingidae. The transcript is spliced from 11 exons. The coding region runs from base 128 to 1594 and encodes 488 amino acids.
GUACGUACUAUCUGGGCAUCUUAUAUUAUAUAAUAAAUUGUUUACAGUUCGCACCGGAAUCCGCAUAGCGUCGUCACUGCGAGUCGGACUGUAAACCAUAACGCACGCGUUUCAGUAACCAGUGAAAAUGGCUAAGGUUGAAGUCAAAUAUACUAAGUUGUUCAUCAACAAUGAGUGGGUCGACGCGGUCAGCAAGAAGACCUUCCCGACUAUCAACCCUCAAGACGAAAGCGUUAUCGUACAGGUCGCUGAGGGUGAUAAGGCUGAUAUCGAUUUGGCUGUAGCUGCCGCCAAGAAAGCAUUUCACCGUUACUCAGAAUGGCGUGUCAUGGAUGCUUCCCAAAGAGGUCGCCUUCUUCUGAAGCUGGCUGACUUGAUGGAAAGAGACGCCAAAUACUUGGGCGAGUUGGAGACCCUUGACAACGGCAAGCCUGUGAAGCAAGCUGAAGGCGAAGUUCUGUGGUCUGCUGGCAUCAUCAGAUACUACGCCGGCAAAGCCGACAAGAUUUUGGGCAACACCAUCCCUGCUGAUGGUGAAGUGCUAACCUUCACUAUGAGGGAGCCGGUCGGUGUAUGCGGACAGAUUCUGCCAUGGAACUACCCCAUCCCCAUGUUCGUGUGGAAGAUUGGGCCGGCUCUAGCGGCUGGUUGCACAGUUGUACUUAAGCCCGCUGAGCAGACCCCGCUCACAGCUCUGGCCAUGGCUGCCUUACUUAAAGAAGCUGGUAUACCAGCUGGAGUAGUCAACGUGGUCCCUGGAUACGGUCCGACCGCAGGAGCCGCCCUCACUCACCACCCCGACGUCGAUAAAGUUGCCUUCACUGGAUCCACUGAAGUGGGUCGCAUCAUAAUGCAAGCCGCGUCUGCAGUCAAUCUGAAACGUGUCACACUUGAGCUCGGAGGCAAGAGCCCUCUAGUCGUGUUUAAUGAUGCUGACGUUGAGAAGGCUGCACAAAUCGCUCACAACGCUGCCUUCGCUAAUGCCGGUCAAUGCUGCGUUGCCGGCACCAGGACCUACGUACAAUCUGGCAUUUAUGACAAAUUCAUCCAGAAAGCCGCCGAGAUCGCAAAGAAAAGGAAAGUCGGAAACCCUUACACCGAUGUGGAGCAAGGACCUCAGAUCGACGACGAAAUGUUCAACAAAGUAAUGGGCUACAUCGAUGCUGGUAAGAAGGGCGGAGCUCGUUGCAUCGCCGGAGGUGAACGCGAAGGCAAAGUGGGCUACUUCAUCCAACCCACUGUCUUCGCAGAUGUCAAAGAUGACAUGAAAAUCGCACGAGAAGAGAUCUUCGGCCCAGUCCAGAGCAUUCUCAAGUUUGAGACAUUUGAGGAAGUAGUAGACCGCGCCAACAACUCCAACUACGGCUUGGGUGCUGGUGUCAUCACCAACGAUAUCAACACUGCUCUUGCCUUCAUCAAACACGUUCGUGCUGGCUCCAUGUGGGUGAACACGUACGAGCAUGUGGCACCCCAGACGCCUUUCGGUGGAUUCAGAGAUUCCGGCAUUGGACGCGAACUGGGUGAAGAUGGCAUUCAGCAAUACUUGGAGACCAAGACAGUGUCUUUCAGCCUUCCCAAGAAACCCUUGAUUUAGAUCAAGGGUUUAUACCGUACUCUACAACCCUAUACCGUAAAAUACGACUGUGACGCAUAUAUUCCUAUAUAUACAAAUAUUUUGUAAUAAAAUAUUGUAAAACUUUUGUA